Molecule: messenger RNA, 777 nt
Organism: Prunus armeniaca (apricot)
Lineage: Eukaryota; Viridiplantae; Streptophyta; Magnoliopsida; Rosales; Rosaceae
Source: the annotation of a GenBank genome assembly
AUGGACCGGAAUGGAAGGCGAUCAGAGUCAUUGGAGUCCGACGAGGAACUGAACGGGCUGAACUUCGAGGACCCGCCUAGGGUUGAGAACUAUGAAUUCAAAUUGGAGGACAAGGCUGAUGAGAUUUCAUUGCGAUAUGGUGAGGAGAAAAAGAGCGAAUCAAGCAAGAAGGCCAAGUCUGAAUCGGAGUCGGAAAAGGAGGAUUUGAGGUCGAGGAAGAGGAAGAAGGGUUUGAGUUCUAAGCUUAGGGGUAGGAAUUCCAAGUAUAGUGAUAGCGAGUCGAAGAGCAAAAGCGAUGAUGAAUUCGAAUCUGAUGAAGAAGAUGAUUGCAGACUGAAAAAGAAGUCUAGAAAUAGGAGCAAGAGCAAAAGAGAAAUGAGAAGAAGAAGGAAGAGUAGGCAUAGCAGUAGCGAUUAUGAUGAGAGCGAAGAAAAUGAAAGCCAGGGUUCAAAUUCAAAUUCAGAGGAUCGCUUGAGAUCGAAGAAGAAGAAGAACCGAAAGUCCCCUAGCCGAAGUAAGACAAAGAAAGAGUCCAAAACUGAUAGGGAGAGUUUCGAGUUGGGGAAGGCUUUGGAUUCUGACCUUGAUGCCAAGCAUGUUACUAUAGUGGAAAAUGAGGUGAUAAAGGAUGAGAGUAAUGUGCAGGCAUUGAAGCUGAAAGGGAUUUUCGAGGCCCAGAAGAAGCCUGCAUUGGACAAUGAGCCUGUGGUCAGGGCAAUGCCAUUGCCCAGAACUGAAGGGCAUAUUAACAUCCUGACCCAAUUUUUAAUUAAUUAA